UCCUUCCUAAUUUGUUUCUAAAUGUUUUUGCUUUGACUAUGAAUGGUGUAACCCUCUGCUGUUACUUUCCAACUUCAGCAAGAGCCUCCUGAUCUAGUGGCCAAGACCGCCUCUGACCUCCUGCCAUGUACCCCAACCCUCUCAUCUACUGCACCUGCUGGGACCCCUGGAACUUGGGACCACGGAAGCUAAUCAAGACCCCUCGGCCACCAGCCAAGACCUCCAUAGGGAAGCCCAAGCUAACUCCUCUUCCUCCAGCUGCAAAAAAACAAAGUUGUGUUCAACCAACAACAAAACCUGUUGUUGCCCCAAAAGUGACGGUCGAUUUAGGAAAACAAGAGGAGAGCAAUACAUUACCUAAUGUGAGUAAAAACAGCAAGAGGGCCGGGGGACUAACAUUUAUUGAGUGCCUGCUGUGUGCGGGCAUAGGCCUUUUACACAGGAAUCUCAGCACUCCAAGUCUGCAAGAUUAUCUCACCUUCCACCUUGAUGCCCAGGAAGUGAUAAAUGUGUCACCUGGCUAUCGCCUCAUUCGAAAUAGGGAGCAGAUUUACGUCACCUUGGGAGAUGAAAUGUUUGAUAAGAAAAAGCGGUCGAAAGCAGAGAUCGUGGACAGAAUCAAAAUUUCCAGGACUGAUAUCAUUACUGACCUCGAAGAGCAGAUCUCAGAGCUGACCGUGAUCAUUGAGCAAAUGAACAGAGACCAUCAGUCUGCCCAGAAAUUGCUCUCCGAGGAAAUGGCUCUCCACUGUGCUGAGAUGCGGGAGAACUUCGAAAACAAGAACAGGGAGCUCAAAGAGGCUCACGCAGCAGAGCUCAGUCAGUUGGAGAACAACUACAAAGCAUCAUUGAAGGCAGAGAAGCUGGCUGCCCAAGAAAAACUAGAUGAGAUGGGAAAGGAAUAUAAGUAUUUGAAGAAUAUGUUUCAUAUGUAUCAGGACAGCAUUUAUGAUGAAAUGGAGGACAAGUGGUCGAAGAAGAAGGCAGAAUGGGAAAAGGAGGAGAAGUUGGAGUGGGAAAAGAUCCUGCUACAGCAAAAACAUAAAAUGACAAAAAAGUUUGAGUUAGAGUCAAUAGAAGAAAAGAAGAAAAUAAAUGAUUCCUACAGUGCCGUCUUUGAGAACUUCAUUCGAGAGAAGGAGGAGCUACUGAAACAACAUGAAAAGGAUACCUUACAAUUAGAGGAGCUAAGAAAGACCAAACAGGUCAUGGAGGAAGAGUUGAAUACACAAGCUGUUAUCCUAGAAACACUUAACACAACCCUCUACCAAACCCAGAUGGAACUUCAGAGAGAGAAAGCUACUGUGGGAAAUCUGGAGAAAAUGUUCCAGAUCAAGCUUGCUGAAGCUGAAGAAAAUUUUAAAUAUACCAUACAGCUUCUGACAGAAGAAAACAUUCAUCUAAGGCAAAAAAUAAUUGCCAAGAAUGAAGAAAUUUAUGAAGAACGAUCUGGGAAGUCAACCUCUAUUUAUGAGGAUGAUUCUGACACUUUAGAAGAUGACAGCAAUGAAAAACAAGAAUUGUGAGCAGAAAAGUUGUUCUCCAGUACAAAAG
Molecule: messenger RNA, 1554 nt
Organism: Mirounga angustirostris (Northern elephant seal)
Lineage: Eukaryota; Metazoa; Chordata; Mammalia; Carnivora; Phocidae
Gene: FLACC1
Product: flagellum associated containing coiled-coil domains 1
Exons: 14
Coding region: 126-1526 (466 amino acids)
Cellular component (GO): cytoplasm
Source: RefSeq, a predicted model, not a curated record